CUAAUUAGGGAAAAAAUGUAUUUUGUAGCACAGUGUAAUUAUUCUCCCGUUCCCAUUUACAUGCAUUUUCAUUUGUCCGGUCUCUUUUUUGUCGACCCUGAUACAAAAGACUUGAAACGGUUUUGGUUUUUGGAUGCCAUUUCACACACCACCACACACACACACUCUCAUUAUCGUUGGUUCUAUUUGUGGUCCACACUUGUGUCGGACGACGUCACACUCACACAAACCCAUCUUAAACGAAUUUUAAAGUCUUUUUGCACAAACAUGUCGGAAAACAAACGCAUUAAAACUGAACCUUAUUUCUCAGACGACUCUGAAUGCACCUCGUACGCCCUACAAGGUCAAAAUAUUAAAAUUGAAAGUGAGCCAUACCCAUAUGAUGUUUAUCAAUUUGUGAAACCGGAAGAGGAAGCGUCUAAAAAUCCAGAAUAUACUCCUCCUGCCAUUGCAAUUAAACAAGAACCUUUAGAAAUAAUAUCCGAACCUCCGCCCUUUCUGGCCCUUAAAUGUAUUGGCUGUACGGAAACAUUUAACAACGACAAAUUGUUGCGACAACAUUUUCUUCAACAGCAUGCUCGAACAAAUGAUCAUCAACAGAUCAACUUGCCAAAGUUGGAAAUCAUUGAUAUACCUGAACUAGGCAGAUAUAAAGAAGAAGUCUUAAACAACGAUGAGGUGGUUUCGCAACCUUUUCUUCAUGAUGUCCAACAAAUCACCUUGCCCAAAUUGGAAAUCAAUGAUGUACCUGAAAAGGGUGAAGAGGGAUGCGAAGAAACCUUUAACAAUGGAGAAGAGUUGAACGAAAUCAUGGGGGAUCAUAACAAAAAUCCCAUUGAUGAUGAUGAUGACGAAGACAUGAUGAACAUGGAAGAGGACGAGGAGGAGGAGGAUACUGAUGAUGCUGAAGACAACGAAAGCGAUUCAAAUGGAAUUCGGCGAAAAUUCAGAGAACCGCCUCUAAUUGCCCGCCUACGCUCACAACCGGCCAAUUGGCAGCCAAUUAUGAACUGUACCGAAUGUCCAGAGACCUUUACGGAAUAUUGUCUGUUGAGCCAGCAUUUCACCCAGGCACAUCUAAACCGUGAUUUUCACAUAAUUUGUUGUGAGCGUAAAUUUUCCACACAACGACACAUUGAAGAACACUUCAGUCUGCAUCGUGACCCCAAUCAGUUUAAAUGUAAAAAAUGUGGCCGAUAUUACACGUCUAGAGAGGGGGUGAUGACGCAUAUGAAACGAUUCCAUACAUCGUCUGUGGAAAAGGAGUUUGCUUGCAAAAAAUGCACUCAAAGUUUUACCACACAAAGAGGUCUAAAUUUACAUGACAACGUGGUGCAUCAAACAUCAGUGGCACGACCCCAACCCACAGUGACCGUAAUGGAAAAUGGCCAAACAAUAUAUGGCUGCAAACACUGCGGUUAUACCUGUGAUAGUAAACGAAAAUUUUCCAAUCAUUGGUCCCAUGUUCAUCGCCAGGUGCCAGGCUAUAAAUGUCAGAAGUGUGGUAAAGUUGAUAGAAUCGAUGCCCUGCGCAAACAUCUCAGAACCCAUUCGACCAAUUUGAAAUGCCCCGCCUGUGGUAAACAGUGUAAACGAAAGAAUGAUCUAACAUGUCACAUUACCACCAAACAUAGCGCCAAUAAAGAAGAGAUCCUCAAAAAACUAUUGGAAACCGAAGAACCGCUUCCAGAGGCCAUAAAUAUCAUCAAAACCGGAGAUUUCAUUUGUAAUUACUGUAAUCAUGUAAGCGAUAGUGUGGAUGCUUUACUUUUGCACAUCGAGGAGAGUCACAAGCGGGAGCACAAAUGCCAUUUGUGUAAUAUGGCGUUUCGUGUCAGACGUGGUCUCAUUUGCCAUCUAAAUCGACACAAGGGGGAUGGCAACACUAAACCUAAUGUUGCUGCUGACGAUAACGAUGAUGCGUCUCAAUCGAAUUCCCCCACGACUCAGGUAGAAAAGGAGGAAUAAAUUUUGUGAGUUUUGCGAUAGGGAAUUUUGUUUUGCAAAGGCAUUGAAAAAGCAUCGGAUUAAUACGCAUUUAAAGGAGAGUUAAAGAGGUGGAACUGGGAAUGAACGCCAAAAAUGAAAAAAAAAAAAAACAGGAGAAAAAUCCUAAAAAAAAGCUUCUAAUAGCUCCCAAGUAUGUGAGACCUACCAUGUCUCGAAUUGUAAACUUUUUUAAAUCUCAUUUCUAGAGAUAAAUAAUUUUUUACAGGUCUUCACAAUUUUUGUAAAAUGUCUACCUUUAAAUAAAAAUAAUGGAAU
Molecule: messenger RNA, 2265 nt
Organism: Musca domestica (house fly)
Lineage: Eukaryota; Metazoa; Arthropoda; Insecta; Diptera; Muscidae
Product: zinc finger protein 260-like
Exons: 2
Coding region: 16-1968 (650 amino acids)
Biological process (GO): regulation of transcription by RNA polymerase II
Cellular component (GO): nucleus
Molecular function (GO): RNA polymerase II transcription regulatory region sequence-specific DNA binding; DNA-binding transcription factor activity, RNA polymerase II-specific
Source: RefSeq, a predicted model, not a curated record